Messenger RNA from Tachysurus fulvidraco (yellow catfish), 1965 nucleotides. Its product is annotated as zinc finger protein 501-like. The transcript is spliced from 4 exons. Gene Ontology annotation, biological process: regulation of transcription by RNA polymerase II. The coding region runs from base 328 to 1899 and encodes 523 amino acids. Gene Ontology annotation, molecular function: DNA-binding transcription factor activity; RNA polymerase II cis-regulatory region sequence-specific DNA binding. Lineage: Eukaryota; Metazoa; Chordata; Actinopteri; Siluriformes; Bagridae. The record is from RefSeq and is a predicted model, not a curated record.
AACUGAUGGAAAGGCAAACCGGUUCUUAGAAGGUUCUCCAGUGGAACCAACUCUGAACCAGCACCAGCGCUAGCUCUGAACCAGCACCCGGGUCUUUCUGGUGGAAAAAACCAGUGAUUUGUGGUUCUGUUCUUCUGAAGAGAGACUUGUUGUGAUUACACGCCUGUGCUGUAGGUGGCGCUGUUUCAUGCCGCGAUCCCGGAAGUAACCCAGUCUGGUCUCGCAGUGUGUAUCUGCGGGAUGUAAAUAAAGCUCCGAAAUCGACACACACCGCAUAAUAAAAGUGUUGGACACGAAACACAGCUGAACCCCGUGUACGAGCUGAGGAUGGAGGAGGGGGAGGAGUGUGUGGGAGGAGGAGGAGGAGAAGCUGUCCUUCAGCUCCACCUGCCCUGUGAUCCUCCUGCAUCGUGCUCUGUGGCGGUGGGGACCGACCUGUCCAUGGCCGACAUCUCACACCUGCACGCUGAAGUGUGUGAGCUCAGGAGAACGCAGGUGUGUGGAGCUCCACCAGCACUGUGCUCCGUGUGUAAAGCUGACGUUAACACGUCACAAGGAUCCGAACACACGUUACAGGGAGCGGACGUUGUGUGUGCCGCUGCGGCCGAAUGGCCCGAGGUCUCCUGUGGAGCGAGCGAAUCAAAGAAUGAGGAGAACGAACCCAGCACCUCUGACCGUUCAUACGGUGAUCAGAACCUGGCUGAGUCGCACUCCUCACCACACACACCUCUAAGUGAAGAACAGCACACAGAACACACUCCGCUCAUGAUGUGUUCAGUGACGCUGGUGGACUGCAGGACCAUGGUGGAGCUGAACGGAAACAUCACACAAGAGGAAGACCUGGAUGACGGGAGUGUUCAUGCCGAGGAACCCGAGGAACCGGAGGAAGCCAGCGAUGAGUUUUGUCCUUCAACUCCUUUAGGUGACCACAGUGAGUCUUGUGACGAAGAAAGCAAAUUGUCGGACAAGCCGAAUCAGAGGAGAAGGAAGAAGAAGAAGAGUGGAAUAAAGACCAUCUCCCCCUGCACCAUCUGUGGGCAGGAGCUGAUGUCUGCGGCGUUUUUGACCAGACACAUGAAAAUGCACGAGAAUCGUGUGAAGCAAAAGACGCUGCGUCCUCACACGUGUACGGUGUGUGAGAAAGGAUACCCCACACACUCGGCCCUCAAAGUGCACAUGAAGUCUCACAGCGUGGACAAACCCUUCCGCUGUGACCUGUGUGGGAACUGCUUCAAGACCAAAGGAAACCUCAAGUGUCACCAGAGCAUACACACGGGGCAAAGACCCUUUCAGUGCGCUUACUGUCAGAUGUGUUUCUAUCACAAAACUCACCUGAAAAAGCACGAGCGCGUGCACACUAACGAGAAACCGUACGUGUGCCCGGAGUGUGAGAAAGGCUUCAUCACCAUCAGUGCUCUGAAACAGCACCAGAGGGUCCACACGGGGGAGAAGCCUUACUCCUGCUCCUACUGUGACAUGACGUUCGGACAGAAGGUGAACCGUGACCGACACGAGCGGACGCACACGGGGGAGAAGCCUUUCCUGUGUGAUCACUGUGGGAAGGGCUUCUCGGACCCCCGACACUUCUACACACACAAACGCAUCCACGUGGGCGAGAAGCGUGAGCGACCGUUCCAGUGCUCCUUCUGUGGCAACAGCUUCUUCUACCGCAUCAACCUGAAGCAGCACGAACGCGUUCACACUAAAGAGCGACCUUACAGCUGCACUCAGUGCCCGAAAACCUUCGCACGGCCCGACGUGCUCAAAACACACCUGCGUGUUCACACCGGGGAGAAACCCUAUCACUGCAGCAUCUGUGACCAGGGCUUCACUUAUCUGGGCAGCUUUAGAGCUCAUCAGAAGAAUCACACCAAGGAGGACGUGAAGCAGAACCUGUAGCGCACGCGCACACACACACACACACACACACACAUACACACACACACACACAUAUGCACACACACA